UCCCUCAAGUGUUAUCUUCCCUGCAGGGUAGAAAUUUUACUGUACAAUGUGAAAACUCCAGUUUCAAACAGCCGCUUUGCAUAGGGCUUCGCACAAAGUUCUUUCGCAGAUUCAGCAACGAAAUGAAACGCAGAAAGAUUGCCAUCGCCGCUGGGUUUUGCUGUUCAUUCUUCCUGGGCACUUUAUUGAAUUUGUUAUUUAUCCCUGGAUUUGACCAUCACCAUCAUCAUCAUCAUCAGCAGCAGCGUUUUGAGGGACCAGGGCAGGAUCACCUCAGCAUCGUCCCAUCCACAUAUUUCAACCGGGGGACCGACCAAGACCUGUUGAAGCAACUGAAAGAAAGGUACCAGGAGGUUGUCCGCUAUCGGCAGCAGCCUGGCUCCACGGCGGCUGCAGGGAGGCUCGCUAGACCGCUAGAGAGGCGCCUGAUGGACCUAGCACAGAACAGUUCCCCCGACCAACUGCAACCCCAGCAUCAGCCGCAACCACAGAGCCACACCGGUUUCCAGAAGAACCGGCUACUGACUGCGCCCGGAGAAAGUACCUUCGCCUCGAGCAGUCCGAUUCGGUUCCAUUCGCUUCCCCUGGGCUGUAGGGAUAUUAAUAACGCGAGCAGUGUCCAUUAUUUAGGCUCUGGCUACACAAAGGCGGUGUACAAAGCGGUUCUGAAUGAAACGCUGGCAGUGGCCUUAAAGUCGGUGGACUUUGGAGGACAUGACAUGGAAAACUGUGUCAAGCAGUACGGGGCACUGGAAGAUUGCUACAGACUAGCAUCGUACAAACUUGUCAAAGAGAUGACACUAUUACAACGGCUGCAGCACUCAAACAUUCUAAAGCUAUAUGGUUACUGUUACCAGGACAGCAAUGACAUCGCAGACACAUUGACCACUAUCACAGAGCUUGGGUCUCCAUUGGAGAUGAUUCAGCUUCUGCAAACUUCAUGGGAGGAGAGGUUCCGAAUAUGUUUGAGUUUGAUACGCUUACUACACUAUUUGGCCCAUUCACCUCUUGGCUCAGUGACUUUGUUGGAUUUUCGCCCUCGACAAUUUGUCAUUGUUGAUGGUGAACUAAAAGUGACGGAUUUGGAUGAUGCCAGUAUCAGUGAAACACCCUGCUCAAGCAAUAGUGACUGUUUUAUGGAAUUUCCAGCCCGAAAUUUCACUUUAAUAUGUUCCUUGGAGGGCAGAUGUCAAAGCAUGAACGAAAAACGGAAUCUCUACAACGCAUAUAGGUUUUUCUUUACCUACCUCUUGCCGCAUAGUGCUCCAUCAAGUCUGCGGUCACUGCUGGAUACUGUAGUGAAUGCCACAGGGGAGUUACACUGGGGUAUAGACGAGACACUGACUCAGCUAGAGGAAGUUCUGUACCUGUUCAAGAGUGGGUUAUAUCUGCAGAAUGUCACAAGAAGCCAAACAUCUGAAUACAAACAGUUAGCCAAUAUUGCUGUCCCAGAUGAAAAUUAUCGGUGUUGGCCAUCUUACCACCAUGAAGGCUGCUUGCUGUCUGUCUAUGAUCUUAAUGAAGCCAAGGAGAUAUGUGAUAGCCAUUCUCAGUGCCAUGCCUUUGUUCUGACCAACCAGACAACUUGGACAGGUCGCCAUCUUGUUUUCUUCAAAACCAGUUCGAAUCGUGUAGUGCCUGCGGCAGAGAAAAUAACAUUUGUAAAAGUGGCAGACUGAGUAUCAGAUGAGCCGAGGAUACAAAAGAACUCAAGCCAUCCUAGCAGGGAAUAAAAAGCAAGGCUGACUGCAGGAUGAAGUGCUUCAGCUCUGGCUUGUGUUUUUUUCCUAUGGGGUAUCUUGUAAUGGGAUGAAAGAAAGGGUGAUCAGGAUCGCCUGGAAAAUGUGCAAUACUGUGAGGGUAGGGGAUAGUGAGCAGAAGAACAAUCGACACGGGUAUGUGGCUUCCUAAUGCAAGGUCACUGCCAUUUAUUUCAGCGUUAUUUCAUUUGGAAAUCUCCUCUACAUCUCUUGUCACUGUUCAAGCACAGAAGCCACCUCAGAAUGCUGAGUGAACUAAGCCAAACCAUUAUGUCACUGUUUGGAGUAGAUGAAGAGGGCAUUUUGAAAUGAUAAUAAUGCCAACAAUUCCAAAAUAUCAGGGUUCAGAAAUAAAUUUAGUCACGCUGAGCUCUUGGCAUUUUCAAUCUUGCAGUAUAAACAUUUCAUUAAUUACCCUCAUUUUUAUUUAUUGGUGCUAUCGUUCCCUCCCGAUCUGACUUGCUACACAGUAACUUCCUGCAAAGAUUUGCUCCAACCUUCACUGACAUUAUUCCUAAUAGCUGAUAGGGAAAUUUAUGUGAGCAAUUGGGGAAUUGAUACCCCAUUCCAAAUACUCCCUUUAUCUAUCAAAAUCUCAGGGAAACUCAGGUUUGAGAUCUAUCCCUUAAAGAUAGGUCCUUGGAAUAUUAACAUGUUCAGAAGUUCUUCUUUUCUGCUAUUUUACCUUCAUGCCUAAUUCCGAGGCACUAAAUGUUGCCAUUCCCUUGACUAAUCUACCACCUAAUAAUAAAUAUGCUUCAUUAUUUUGACAAAACCAACAUUUAUCAAUUCUUUGCUGUUCAGUAACGUUAGUGGAGGAAAACCUAAGAAUGCAGGAAAAUUAAAGCAUUAAUGUACACCAAGAACACAAUCACAAGUGAUGCAAGGUGUAUUUUCAAAUGUAUUUUCUGUGAUGGACAAAGUUUGUCUUGUUUAUUUGCUUUCAGUGAAAGUAUUGUUGAUGCAACGACAUCUGUCAUGAUUCUUUCUGGCUCCAAGAGGUAAUUUUCCAACAUUACAUUUCAGUAAGGGAAUGUUACCCAUCAGAUUUCAUGUUGGAAGUUGUGAUGUGCACUGUGCAUGACUUUUUUGUCAUUAUCUUGUGGCAUCAUAUAACUCAUAUCUGAAUUUCUGAACUGGGUGAGGCUUUCUACUGAGCGUACAGUCAGAAAAUCACCUCUUUAAUAUUUUUUUAAAAUGUGAUAUACAUGUUUUAGUGCACAUUUAUUUAUUUUUUUGUACUGAAACAGCAUUAAACUCGAUGAAGUGAGCAUCAA
Messenger RNA from Rhincodon typus (whale shark), 3037 nucleotides. RefSeq names its product protein kinase domain containing, cytoplasmic a (gene pkdcca). Bases 123 to 1679 code for a protein of 518 amino acids. The record is from RefSeq and is a predicted model, not a curated record. Gene Ontology annotation, molecular function: ATP binding; non-membrane spanning protein tyrosine kinase activity. Gene Ontology annotation, biological process: protein phosphorylation. Lineage: Eukaryota; Metazoa; Chordata; Chondrichthyes; Orectolobiformes; Rhincodontidae. The transcript is spliced from 7 exons.